Messenger RNA from Calliphora vicina (urban bluebottle blowfly), 1239 nucleotides. Its product is annotated as GSK3-beta interaction protein. Gene Ontology annotation, cellular component: cytoplasm. Gene Ontology annotation, molecular function: kinase regulator activity; protein kinase A binding. The coding region runs from base 185 to 709 and encodes 174 amino acids. Gene Ontology annotation, biological process: regulation of canonical Wnt signaling pathway. The record is from RefSeq and is a predicted model, not a curated record. The transcript has a single exon. NCBI's taxonomy places the organism in Eukaryota, Metazoa, Arthropoda, Insecta, Diptera, Calliphoridae.
UAACACCACCUUCUUAAUACACCUUGACAUCUGCAUUAACAGGUUUUACCAGCAGUGGCAAAUUUUUUUAAUUAAUUUUGUUUGCUUGCAACAUCUGUGUAUAGUUCCUUAAUUAAACCCAUACUAAAAAUUGGGAAUAAACAAAAUAAAGUAACAGAUAAUUCCAAACUUGUUGUAUAAAACUAUGAGCGCUGAGACAAGUUCUUCCUCGCCAACCGCAGCUGCAGAAAAUACUACCACCGCCCCCUCUACUAUAGAUGACAGUGAUAACGGUGAGCAAAUCAUAAACUGGGUAGAAGAGGCAACUGCUAUAAUUAAGGAUGUGAGGACACAUGUAGCUGAAAUAGAUAUAUCCAAAAAGUUGCCCAGUAAUGAAUCACAUAUAUACCUUAACAUACGGACAUUUGAGGGAGCCGCCUACUGUGUACAUGUCUCCAGUUUAGGAUUUCGAAUUGUCUCCGAGUUCUAUGACACUAUAGAUACCGAUAAAGAGGAGUUGGAUGAGGAGGAAGAAGUGUUUGAAACACCCUAUGCUUUACUGGAUAAAAUAAGCCCACGUUAUGUGGAAUCGUUUGGCAAUCAACUGUGUAAACAGCUAUUGCAUUUACAACAAAUGAGAACUGAAUUUAAUGAGGAAGAUGAAGAAGGCUUGGAGGAGGAGGAAGAAUCAGAAGAGCAGGAAAAUAAAAACACCAAAACUUUAGUGUAACAUUAUGGCAAUAAACGGAAAGAAUACUACAUAUAAGCACCCCCUCUAACCUCCUGUCUCUAGCAACUAACCAACUGAAGAUAGUUUAUUCAGUAUUUGAAUGGAAUUUCAAACAAAACAACAAUGAAUGACCUCGAUUAAAUUCAAAUAUAUUUUUAUUAAUAGGGGUCAUUUUUUUGUUUGUUGUUGUUUGUAAUAAGCAAGUGAGAGCGAGUGUUCUUAGUUUUAGUGUGUGUGUUUAUUUGUAUUUUUUUUAUUUAGAAUUGAUAAGUAUGUAUUUGUAUUGUAAUAAUUUUUGUUUAAUUUAAUUUAUAAUGCAUAUUUCAAUGCAACAAUAGCAACAGUGUUGGCUUUGUUUAAUAGAACAUUUCCACAUUCUUCUGGUGAACCCAAUUGUAUGAAGCUCAUGAUUGAUUAUUGGUUUGCCACCUAACUACAUGUACUUUUUUAACUUGUUGACAUUUAAAUUGUUUUGUGCAUUUUAGAAUUUUAAGCGUUUUAAAAAUAAAGAUUGUGAUUGCAAUUCCAAA